GUCAAAUUCAAACAUUUUCAGAAGAUUUCUUUAAAGAUAACAAGGGAUUAUGUGGAAUGCCCUUGAAGGAAAAUUGCAGUGUUAAUGUAUUGCCACCAUCCGAAGACAAUCAUUUAGAUGAUGGAACCCAUAUUGACUGGAAUUUCCUAAGCAUUGAAUUGGGAUUUGUUUUUGGCUUAGGAAUUGUCAUUCUACCACUUAUGUUAUGCAAGAGAUGGAGGGUGUGGUAUUGCAAACACACUGAUGGUCUUCUUUCCAGGUUCUUCCCUAUAUUAAUAUUGAAUCAAAGAAGUAGAACUCGUGGCACCAAAACACAAUUGAGGAACAAGCAGCGGUGAGGACCAUUGCUAGCAUGAUUCUUAAAACUUUAAUCUAUGUGUAUGCCUACACUUUUCAAUAUCCAACUUAUCCUUGUUACAAAGUCGCAAGUGAUUUAUAUUUUGUUUUGAAGUGAUGUGUUAUAUUAUUAUGUGCUUAUGUUUUGUAGUGAUGUGUUGUAUUAUCAUGUGUUUUGCUAAGGAUAUGUCUGUUAAAA
Messenger RNA from Rubroshorea leprosula, 535 nucleotides. Lineage: Eukaryota; Viridiplantae; Streptophyta; Magnoliopsida; Malvales; Dipterocarpaceae. The record is from the annotation of a GenBank genome assembly.